Molecule: messenger RNA, 3482 nt
Organism: Megalobrama amblycephala (Wuchang bream)
Lineage: Eukaryota; Metazoa; Chordata; Actinopteri; Cypriniformes; Xenocyprididae
Gene: map7d2b
Product: MAP7 domain containing 2b
Exons: 17
Coding region: 247-2196 (649 amino acids)
Biological process (GO): microtubule cytoskeleton organization
Cellular component (GO): microtubule cytoskeleton
Source: RefSeq, a predicted model, not a curated record
GGCACGCGGCGAUUGGUCGAGCGUGUUAUAAUUUUUUGGAACCUCGCGCUCUUGUGGCUUCAGCCUUCACUAGUGAUAUCUGUUCGAAGACCGUGAUGAGGUUCGGAUGAAUCAAACCUGAGGUGAACUGUGUUUUCCGUCGUGUUUUGAUUUUUCAACUAAAUAGAGAUAGUUAAAUGUGUUGGGUCGGAAUGUCAUCUGGAUAUUAACGUUAGUCGUUGGAGUACACCCUGAGAUAACCUGGACAUGGCCACGACUGUGGAAAACCUGACAGAUGGAGGCUCGAAAAAGGACAGAAUUCGACUGGCCAAAGAAAGAAGAGAGGAGAAAGAUAGAAGCCAAGCUGUGCGGGAGCGAGCUCUCUGGGAGAAGGAACAGCGCGCACUGCAGCAGUAUGAACGCUCGGUGGUGGAGCGAGGGAGGCGUCUGGAGGAGCAGCGGCAAAAGGAGAUGCUCCGGCGUUCGGCCGUAGAGGAGAAAAGGAGGCAGCGCAUAGAGGAGGAAAAGGAGCGACUGGAGGCCUUGAUGCGACGUUCCAUGGAACGGAACCUGCAGGUGGACCAGAGGCCCAAACGAUGGACCUGGGGCGGACCUCCCGGAGUCUGCGAGGGUGAUCCUAAGAUUUCCCCGCCCUCUCCUCCUGCUUCAGCCUCCUUAGCCAAUGACCCCGCUGCUACUCCUCCUGCCAGCAAAUCCAGGAACGUCCAAGAUUUUAUUAUUCCGCCCGAGUCCCCAGACUCUGUCCUGAGCAGACAUCUCUCCUCCUCCUCCACAACUUUGCCUAAUAUGACAGAGAAAGCCUCCUCCAGCCCUCACAGGUCUCCUUACAGGGCGUCACCCAAUAGAGCCGAGCGGAAGAAGGUUAGUGCAUCGUUCUGUGGACCAUCAAACGACUCCAGAGGAGCAGCCACAACCCCGAAAACCCCUCAGAGUGAGAAACCAGAAAAGAGUAUCGCCCAAACCUUAGCUGACUCAUCUAUCAAAAAACUUGAGUCUCCAACAACACCCACCCGAAGUUCUUCAAACCAGAAGAACCCCAGCACUCCGAAAAGAUCAAGGUCCUGUAAGAGCCGCAUCCAGUCCCCAGCUUCCCCGGGUCAAUACCCCCCUUCCCCUAUGAGGCACAGAGCCACUACACCAAGUUUAGAAAGCAAGAAGUGGGAAGGAGAAGAGAAAGGGACCAUGGAGAGUAAAGGCUACAGCACUCUAGAGAGAAAGACCUCCAAAGCAGAGAGAAUCCCAAAAUCUACAAGCAAGGAAUUUGGACACAAUGCAGAGUCUCCAGUGACUCCCACUGGGAAAGCAGGUACCACUGAUGCCGAGGAGGCCUCCAGGCUGCUGGCAGAAAGACGACGCCUGGCCAGAGUACAGAAGGAGCAGGAAGAAAAGCAACGACUAGAAGAUGAGAGGCUCAGGGCUGAGGAACUCCAGAGGCAGCAGGAAGAGGAGAGACAGCGGCAGGAGCAGGCAGCUCGACAGGCGGAGGAGAAAAGACAGAAACAGGAGGAGGAGCGCUGCCAGAGAGAGCAGGAGGACAGACACCAAAAGGAACAGCGUUGGAAGGAUCUCCAGGAUGAGCUGGAGAGACAGAGGGAGGAAGCCGUGCAGCGCGUUCAUAGAGAGGCCGAACGGAAGAGGCAGGAGCGAGAGCUUCUGAAAAUUCAGGAGGAGCAGGAGAGACUGCAAAGGAAGAAGCGUAUUGAGGAGAUUAUGAAAAGGACAAGAAAACAAGAUGGAGAAAAGAAAGAAGAGGCGCAGAUGGAAGUCCCAUCCCCCAUUUCUGUUUCCCAGUCUAUCUCACCGUCUCCCUUGGAAACUGGAGGUAACACAGCGAUUAACAGUCCACCAAAGGCAAUGUCGGAAUCUCCAAUCAUAUGCCUUGAGCCACUGGAAGCAAAGAGCAGCGUGGCGGAUGAUCUCUCUGAUGGAGUCCAGUCCAUGGAUGUCAGCCCUGUGUCCAGAGAUGAUCUAGUUCCAGAAUAUUCCCCCAUCAGCGAGAUCUCACAGAACAGCAUGACUUCUGUGGCUUUGGACGACAUCCUCGUUCUGACCGGGCAGGUCUCACAUCCCAAAGUGUCUGCUGCUCCAGAUUUUGGUGACUGCAACAAGAACCUGAUCCAGGAUUGCAGUAGCGCUGCUAUUGACUCAUCACUUUUCCAGAGUCUUAGACCGACCUCAGACAAGCUCAACAUCUAAUAUAAAGACACUGUUGAAGCACGGGGCUUGACUGAACUGGAGUGGAGCAGAAAAAUGAGACCAGCCCUUUGUGCCUCAGCAUCUUCAUUAGAGCCUGAAUAUCCUCUUGAACAGGAGAAUAAGGACUGAAUGUCAAACCAUGUGUUAAUAGCAAAGAAAAGACACCCUGACAGUUGAUUCCCCACACAUAAAAUAAAGUUUUGCCUGCUCCUCGUAGAUAUUAUAUUUCACACGAUUUCACCGUAGUAUCACCAGACAAAGCAACUGUAUUAGCGCAGUCCUAGUGUUCUUCUUAGUCCUGUUAUACACCUGUAGCAUUGAUGAGUGAUACACCGUGACAAUUGUAGCAGCUCCAUUGUGUAAUUUGUUUUUUUUUCUGUUGCAUAAAUGACCGGCAAACCGAGCAGUUAUGUGCUGAGUCUGAUGAUUGUGCUGUAUUACAUUGGCUGGGGUUUGCAAUCAGUAUAUUGUGUAAAUCCAUGACUUCUUCGCAAUCCAAGCUUUGUAGUCUGAAAGUGGAUAUGAAUAGAUGUAAAGUGUGAUAUUAUUCCAUCAUAACACUGUUAUACUGGCAUUAAUGUAUUAUUAGUCAGCAGUUAGAAGUUAUGGGGAUGUAUACAGAAAAAAAAGUGUACUUCUAAUGUAAUUUAUUGUGUAAAAGCUUAAAAAUGGAAUUAAAAGUGCACAAUUCCGUUGUGUUAAAUAGCAUAGUGCUUUUAAUUCUUCACAGACUUUGUCUGUUUUGUUUUGUUUUGUUAUAUGACAUCAUUGCACACAGCUCUAUGCAGAUCAAGAAAACCAAGCAACCAUAAAAUAGCAACACAAAUCAAGAUAAUUCAGCAUCCCACAACUGUACAGUAGUGGCUAAAAAGACCUGUACUUGCUGAACAUGUUGCUUAAAGUACACUGUUUACCAUCUUGUAUACUCAGGGUGCUAGUGAGCUUUGCAUGUGAGCUCAUUUUUGAUGUUUGGUGGUGAUUUCAAUGGUAUGUAUCAUGAUGCUGUUGUGUAAAACUUCAGAUGCACAGGACCAAUAAGGAACAAAUUUCUUGAAAGUUGUAAGUUUCUGUCUAUCUAUCUAUCUGUCUGUCUAUCUAUCUAUCUAUCAUGACAAGACUUGGGAUGCGGAUGUUGAUUACAUUUUCAAUUAUACAGAGAGUGAUGGGUUACUACUGAAAUUCAGCACUUCAAAAUGACAUUUGAGAAAUGGUGCAUGCAUCAGCUGCUUUGAAGUUGCUGAACCCUGAGACACUGACAUAACAAUAAAACAUGUAUCACACCAUGA